AUGCCUAGCCCGAUUGUAGGGACAUGGGUGAGUUCAAUGUUUGUGAUAAAUGCUGUCUGUGGCUGUUUGUAAGGCUUCACAAACACUUUAUAUUCUAGAAAAAGAUGACUAAGUGUGUCUAGAAAUGCUUCCCUCUAAUCUGGAAGUAUUCCCCUCUAAUCUAUGGGAUCUGGGAUGCUUUGUAUUCACUUGGGCUAUAUACACACUCUACCUCUGAAGAAUAUCUGAUGCUCAUUCUUUCCUGUAGAGAAUCUUGGGCACUGUGGUAAAAUUCUCAGCAACUUUUAACAAAUCACAGUGCCCAGAAUUAAUUGAGGGAGAUAAUGGGCUUUGGAGGUAUAGUCAGUGCAAAGCUUUCCAAACUGUGUCUUAUGACACAUUAUGUGUGUCGGCUGCAGUGUGUAGGUGUGUCACACAAAUGCUCUUAUAAGGGGUUAGUUUAACCUCCGGCUUGCUAGUAAAACUGAAUUACUGUGCCGCGAAAUGAUGCAUGUCUAAAAAGUGUGUGACCGUCAUGGAAAGUUUGGAAAGCUCCAGUAUAGUGUGUACUGAGCCUUAGUGAAAAGAUAAAUGCAUUCUGCCCUGGCUCAAGUGUUCCCUCAUUUUUGUCCUUACUUCACAUGUUCCAGGCCUGAGCCUUGGCAAGCCUUGGUGCAAAUUAAGCCCUGCACAUGAAUGGAAGGUUAUUAAAUAAGGGGUUGAACCAUAAAGAAGUCUAUGGGAUGAAAUUAAGGGGGUUGGCUGAGGUCAGGUUAACCCUGCAAAAAAUCAAUUCCGAUCUGUAUGGGAGGGAUGGUUUCUACUCAAUGUCCCCAUUUCCUCAGAAAUGACACUCUAAUGAUGGGAGAUUUUGUACAGCAGGAUGGGUGCAUGGUAUGUUUAGACUCUAUAAUAGGACAGAAAUGCUUGACUCAGAUCCCGCCAGUUGUUUCUGAACAGGGCCAGCACGAACCAGUGAGGUACUCUGGAUGACUCCAACUCCCUUCUCCCCACUUGCUCCCCACUGGUCCACUACUUUUGCCACAAGAAAAGGGUUAGGGAGCAAGGCCUAUGGUUGCCUGGCAACCGUAGCAUCCCAGACAGGAAACAGGAGUGGCCUUAGGCAUAUUGAUGCUAGGCCAAAUAUAAAAAUGGAAAUUUCGCUCCUCCGUUAGAUACAUCCUGUAAUCUUGAGUGUUGCCUUAUGAGCUGCAAAAUUCCACAUUGAUUUUUCCAUUAUUUUAGCAGCAAUGGCAGCUUUUCCCUUGCUGGGAACUUAGGCUGUGUACACACCACACCUUUAAAUCACAGUCAAAGCACAUUUCCCCCUCAAAGAAUUCUGGGCGCUGUAGAUGUAACUCAGUGUGGGGUAAACUACUGUGAGGAGUAUGCUCUACUCUCCAUCAGCUCUUGGAGACAGUCUUUGGCCUUAUGUAUGAAUAUCAAGUAGUUAAAAAUUCACCCACACCUCAAAUCUUUACCUCUUGCAUCCUGACUUCUUAGUCUUCCUUUUGCAUCUGAUCUCCUAUUCUUCACUCUUUACCAGUCAUGAGCAGCAGAAAUACACAUACCACACACCAAACGAGAGGCAUAGCCAUCUGCUGCCAGUGUUUUUUUUUCUAAUGCUGAUUUAAACUCACCUACUUAAACCCACAUUUCCUUGCCCUUUUCUUGAUAGAUAAGAUGAACAAACAUUCUCCCUUUUCGUUUAGCAGCAUUCUAAUGUAUGAAAACCUUCCAAAUCUUUCCUCCCCCAACUCUUUCUUUAACAUUUAAGCGUUUUACCUCAGUGAUACUAAAGUACUUGACAUUUUAAACAAUGUACAACAUUAGUAUAAUAAUAAUAAUGGAAAUGGUUAAAAAUAAAACGGUGAGAGAGAGAAAGGAGGGGGAAGCCUGGGUAGUAAAUCUCCCUUGAUGCAUUAAUCUCAUUAAGGUUCAAUAAAUUUAAUUUGAUAUAUAGUCUCAAAGCACUCCCAGCAAUGCAUGUGGAUUUAUAUUUUCCUGUACCUUAUUCCCCCAAUAUACAAUAAAAAUGAUAACAUUGUUAACAAAAGAAUCAUAAUCUUGUCUUUCCCCUCUCAGUCAGAUCAUACUAGUCUGUUUAACCAUGCAGGCUACAAUUCAUACUUUGUUUAGCCAAACAUGCAAUCAGGCAUUCUUCCGAUUAUAGGGAAUAAAAAAAAGGAAUAGUGAUCUGUCUGAGUGGCAUCACAGUCUUAAGCAAGUCAAUAUACCAUAUUUUUUGCUCCAUAAGACACAGAUUCAGGCUACCCUGAAUCUUUUAUUUUGCUGAAUAAACGCCAUAAAUAUAUUUUGCCAGGUAUUUAUAAUUUAGGGAAGUACUCUAAUUGGAAAAUUCAGAAACAAAAAUAAAUUUUUGGGUAAAAUUUUAGAAAUGUUAAUUCCCCUAAACAAUAUGUUUUCAACAGCAACCAGUUUUUAGUAUAUCUUUGACUUUAAACACCAGCUUGUCAUGAUUGUAUUCAAAUACAUUAUUUAGGUCUUAUGAUAUAUGCCAUAAUAUAUAACUGGAGAAUCUUACCCAGCCACUCAGAUUUAGUACAGUUUAUGUUAUAUCCAGAAACUUUGCUAAACUUGUCCUUUACAUCAAGUAGCAGACUAAUUAUAUUUUCCAGACCUUUAACAUAUAAGACCACAUCACCUGCGUACAAGCUAAUUUCAAAAUCUUCCUAGGCAGCUUUAACACCUGUUAUCAUCUGGUUAGAUCUAAUAAUUUCUGCUAGAGGUUCAACAGAUAAUGCAAACAAAAGCAGGGACAGAGGGCAACCCUGCCUUGCUUGUCUCUUUAAACAAAACCUUCAAAAUGUUUUCUCCCCCCUGUUUUCUUUCUUCCUUUCUGCAAGGUAAUAUAUACCUUUCCUACAGUUUUUCCCAUAACAGCACUCUCUGUGGGUAGCACGGCCAGGAAUCUAUCGCAUGAGACACAUUGCUGAGAUAUAGGCAUCAAAGCCUACCAACCAAGGUGGAUAAAAGAUGGAAUUGUACUUUUAUUUUAUAGCGGUGAGAAACUGUGACCUCAAAAAUACUGCAGAGGCCUGACAAUGUGUGCAGAAAAGUGGUCUUUAUUUGUCUACUGCUGUUGCAACACAACACAAACCAAUUUAGAACAGCUCCUCUACUUUUUGCCGUAACCAGGGCAGUUAGUUCUACAAUCUCAGGCUACAACACAAAAUACUGAGACUCUUUUAAAAAAAUAUUGUCAGUUUACUGGGCCACAAAGAGAGGUUUGGAUACGUGCAGGCAAUGCCUGAUGAAAACUCAAGAGUGGAGCUGAACAUUAUUUUUGACUGUCGGGGACUGAAGCUUCCAUUGGUGCUGUCAGAGUAGGAUUUUGGGGCAGAUGUCCAGGGUUCCCAUUUUAUAUCCUGAAACUUUGCUAAACUUGUCCUUUACAUCAAGUAGCAGACUAAUUAUGUUUUCCUCAAAGGCCCUCAAAGGCAGCUGGCUCACCACAGUUGGAAGUUAGUGAAGUAAUUUAGGUAAAUUAAGGUAAAGGACCCCUGGGCAGUUAAGUCCAGUCAAAGGCGACUAUGGGGUUGCGGCGCUCAUCUCGCUUUCAGGCCGAGGGAGUCAGCAUUUGUCCACAGACAGCAUUCCGGGUCAUGUGGCCAGCAGGACUAAAUCGCUUCUGGCACAACGGGACACCGUGACGGAAACCAGAGCGCAUGGAAAUGCCAUUUACCUUCCCGCCAGAGCGGUACCUAUUUAUCUACUUGCACUGGUGUGCUUUCAAACUGCUAGGUUGGCAGGAACUGGGACAGAGCAACGGGAGCUCACUCUGUCGCGGCGAUUCGAACCGCUGACCUUCUGAUUGGCAAGCCCAAGAGGCUCAGUGGUUUAGACCACAGCUCCACCCAUGUCCCUAGUGAAGUAACAUACAUUGUCCCUAAACAGGGAGAGACCCUGCAAGGUCCAGAGUCCAGAUGUCUGGAGACAACAGUUACCUAAACAUACCACUAGAAGCCUCAGUACGCUUUUACCUCUUCGCCCUUCAACCUACCUACAGAUAUUCCGAUUGUCUCUCUUUAUCAGGGAAAGCACCUUUUCCUGAUCCCUCUCUCUGCUAAACCACCACCCUUAUUUUCGUAUUUGGGAGAUUGCCUUGUUUGAAUUUGAAUAUGGGAUUUAAAUAUGGGGUUCAGCUCCUUCCAUGGGCAAGUUAAAGUUUUAAAUGGGCAGAUGCAACUUGUGUCCAAGGGACAUAGACAUGCAUUUCACACCCUGUACCUGCUGAGAUUUACAGUACAGUGGUACUUCUGGUUACGUACUUAAUUCAUUCCAGAGGUCCGUUCUUAACCUGAAACUGUUCUUAACCUGAAGCACCACUUUAGCUAAUGGGGCCUCCUGAUGCCGCUGCGCGAUUUCUGUUCUCAUUCUGAGGUAAAGUUGUUAACCCGAGGUACUAUUUCUGGGUUAGCAGAGUCUGUAACCUGAAGCGUAUGUAACCCGAGGUACCACUGUAUUUUGAACAGUUGGUAAACAAAUUUGUAGGAUAAUUAUAUUUUGCAGGCGUCUCUUUAACUAGAAGAAUCAUUGCCCUCUUGACUUUUCAAUCAUUGCGGGGCAGGCUAAUGCAGAGAAAAUUAAUAAUAGUGCAGAGUAAAUUAAUAUAGUGCAUGGGCAAUGAAAAGACUUUAAUUAUACAUAAUACUGAGGGGCUGCCUCAUUAAGUGAUCCUUGGUUUGAAAAUGGGAGUGUUCUGGUAAGAACACCACUAUGGCUCUCAGUGCUGGAAGCUACAACGGUAAAGAAAAAUAAUAGGAUAGAAGGGUGGACAACUUGAAGAAACUUAAUAAAACAAGAGGGAGGAGAGUACAAAUUUAAAGAAUUUAAGGAAUUAUCAGGGAAAUUAACUACAUGGUUAAAAUAUUAUUUGAAUGAAGUAUUUAAGAAAGAUAGGAUACGAGGGUUUGGGGAACAAAUGUCACAACUGGAGAGAGACCUGUUGGGAUGUAAUGUAAAAAAAGUGUUGUCUUGAGGAAUGAUGAGAUAGAAUCCACUUGCCCCCAGCAGCCCCUGCCCCGAUGGUGAUCAGAAAAUGUCUGCCUGAGGGAAAAGUGUAGAAAUCAGCUCAGCAGUUAGAAAAUAGAAUCUACUUGACUCAGCAGUCCAACACCCAAAAGGUACCCUAUGAGCAGAAAAUGUCUCCAGAACCAUCCCCCCACAACCCCCACUUUCGAGUUUGCCACAAAAUGCUGUGUAAACUGGCUGGUCAAGAAAGUCAGUCACAAGGAGAUGAGCUACCGGUAACUGUCCGUGUUAUGUACUGAAGUUCUCACCCUGGGCCAGCAGGGGGACACUGUAGAUAGUUUUCACUCAGGUCCACAUAUGCGAAUAUCGGAUUGAAAGUGACGUUCAGUGAUUGGAUAGUUACAGAAAGUGGUUACUGUUGCAUUGUAGUGGAGCUCUAUAUAAGCAGGCUGGCUGAACCCUUCAGUUCUGUUCUGUUCUGGCCUGUGAAUAAACAAGAGCUGUAUAAAGAAUCGCUGUGUCGUCUGAUAUGUUCACCCACAACUUAACAGUCUGGUGUCUGUUUUUAAACUUGCAUAGGUCAGCUGAAUAUGGGCAAAAAACCAGCACAGACUGGCAGUUGCAGACAGGACAGGAGGGGAGCGGGGAAGCGGCUAGAAGAGUUCUGUUUUUGCCUGCUAUUGUAAUGUCUCCCAAAAACAGGAAUUGUUGAGACAGACUCCCAGAAAGAGGAACUGCUUAGGAAAGGACUUUUGUAUUGCUUGUUUGCAAAACAAUGUAAUCUCGCUCUGCACAUGCUCUUGUACCCGUGUCUGGAAGUUGUUUGUGACACACUGUAAAGGUAAAGGUAAAGGUAAAGGGACCCCUGACCAUCAGGUCCAGUUGUGACCGACUCUGGGGUUGCGGCGCUCAUCUCGCUUUAUUGGCCGAGGGAGCCAACAGACAGCUUCUGGGUCAUGUGGCCAACAUGACUAAGCCGCUUCUGGCAAACCAGAGCAGCACACGGAAACACCAUUUACCUUCCCACCGGAGCGGUACCUAUUUAUCUACUUGCACUUUGACGUGCUUUCGAACUGCUAGGUUGGCAGGAGCAGGGACCGAGCAACGGGAGCUCACCCUGUUGCGCGGAUUUGAACCGCUGACCUUCUGAUCGGCAAGCCCGAGGCUCUGUGGUUUAACCCACAGUGCCACCCGUGUCCCGACACACUAUAAAAGUGAGCCCCAAAUAGUAAUCGGGGCUCAGCCUUUGAGAACGAUCUCACUGACCUUCCUUGAAGAACCCGGAGCCUGUCGUUAUUGACUAGGACAAAUUCUGCAACAGUCUAAAAUGUAUAAAAUAUUAUUGGAAUGGGAGACAGAGAAUGAGCAAGUAAAAUCCUCAGUGAUACACUGGGCCAUAGAUAUGGGUCAUAAUAUAGACAUGGCAGCAUGGGAACGAUGGUGGAACGUGGAUAUAAAAUUUACAGCAUGUUAUGGUUUAAGAGAAAAUUAUAUGAAAAUGAUGUAUCAUUGGUAUCUAACACCGAGUAAACUGGCAAAAAUGUACAAAUCUAAAUCAAACAAGUGUUGGAAAUGUAAAGAGAAAUAAGGUUCUUUUUAUCAUAUGUGGUGGUCUUGUAGUAAUGAUAUAUAAUGAAUUGAAAAGGAUGUUUAAAAUAACCUUUGUAAAAAAACAACAACCAGAAGCUUUUCUUUUGGGCAUUAUAGGGACAGAACUACCUAAAUUGUAUAGAAAUUUAUUUAUGUAUGCUACCACAGCAGCAAGAAUGCUACUUGUAACUGGUCCCAAAAUGGAAAGAAGCAGAAGUCCCAGCAAAGGAAGAAUGGAUGCAAAAACUUAUGGAAUAUGCACAAAUGGCGAAACAUACCAGAAGAAUAAGAAAUCAAGAUAACAAACUUUUUUUUAAUAAAAGAAACGAAAUGGUUUAUUGAAUAUUUACAGAAAAAUGGCAAACAGAUAAAAACAUUGGCAGGAUUAUUGUAAUAACCUGCAGUUUCAUAAGAGUAUAUAUUUAAAGUAGAUAAUUAAAUGAGCAAAUCAAAUGAAUUUGGAUCUGCAGAAGAUAUUAAAAAAUAAAUUUAAGGAACCGCAGAAAGAGGGGGAAGGAAGUCAAGCUUUGAAAUGUUAAAAUGAUUGUAAAAUUAAUGAGAUGUAUAAACCUGGAAAGUAUAAAUAAAAAUUAAAAAAUAAAAUACAGUGGUACCUCGCAAGACGAAUGCCUCGCAAGACGAAAAAUGCGCAAGACGAAAGAGUUAUCCGUUUUUUGAGUCGUUCCGCAAGACGAAUUUCCCUAUGGGCUUGCUUCGCAAGACGAAACGUCUUGCGAGUUCUUGCGAGUUUGUUUCCUUUUUCUUAAUGCCGCUAAGCCGUUAAUAGCUGCUAAGCCGCUAAUAGCCGUGCUUCGCAAGACGAAAAAACCGCAAGACGAAGAAACUCGCGGAACGGAUUAAUUUCGUCUUGCGAGGCACCACUGUAAAAUGGGAAUGUUAUAUCCCUCGUUUUGAUGGUAAAAUGUUGGCGGAUAUGUAAGUAGCAGCUGUGGCGGCUAGCCCUAACUCCUCCCAUAUCUGCUAUAGUGACUGUGCUGGACAACAGACAACAAUGGUUAUAGAUUCCAGCUUCUUGGCACAGAAUGCUUACUUUAGUGCAGUGUUCUGAUUGAUUGGUUUUUAAUGCAGAGUACAGUGGUACCUUGGUUUUCAAACGCCUUCGUACUCAAGCAACUUGGAACCCAAACACUGCAAACCCGGAAGUAAGUGUUCCAGUUUGCAAACUCUUUUCGGAAGCCAAACGUGCUCCGUUUUGAGUGCCACGCUUCCGUUUUGAGUGUUACGCCGAGGUCUUUGCUAUUUAUUUUGCGUUUUUGUUUUUGCGGCUUUUUCGUUGUGUUCUUGUGACUAUGUGGAACCCAGUUCAGCUACUGACUGACUGACUGUGUGACUGCAGUACAUUGUUUAUUGAUUUCAUUUUAUGGAUCAGCGGUCUCGUCAGAUAGUAAAAUCCAUGUUAAGUUGGUGUUUUAGGGGUUGUUUUUAAAAGUCUGGAACGGAUGAAUCCAUUUUGCAUUACUUUCCAUGGGAAAGCGCGCCUUGGUUUUGGAACGCUUUGGUUUUGGAACGGACUUCUGGAACGGAUUAAGUUUGAGAACCAAGGAACCACUGUAUACUCAGUGUCCCAGAUAGCUCUUUUGUUGUAAAGACUGGUGUAGAUUAUGGCUUUCCAGUCCCACAUUGAUGGCUGGAUGAUGUUGCACACAACCAAAAAUACCUUUUCAGGCAGAAUGCUGUUUCGGUGAGGGCAAGAGGGCAGCCUGGAAGUGGGGCGCAGCUGGGCAUUCUCUACCAGCCAUGUAGACUGGCGCAGAUCAGCUCAAAUUGAAGCUCCCCUUAUGUCUGGUCCGUGGUGAUCAAGACUGUCGAAACAUGACUCUCAGCCCUCCCAAACGAAGCUCUCUUGACAAGUCCUUGGCUGGCGUAACGUGGCCAAGAGAUCCCCCGUGGGAAGCUGGCCUGCAUCAUCGGAGACUCGCCUGUCUGCUUCUUGCCCUCGCCCGAAGAGCCUCUUUUCUUGUCGGUAAUAAGAAUAAUGACAAACCCCUGCGAGAUCCUUUCGUAGUUGUCAGAGGCAAAGUGUGACCUUCCCGUGGCCCCUAUCAAGCUCACCAGCGAGUUUGGAGAGGCGACUGGAUUAUGUUGCUCAAUUGCUAAUUAGGGUCUCCUUGUUGCCUCUCUUGCUCCAGCACGCCAACGGUUUCUAUGGCAACUACAGAAGCAGAUGCAGGAGCGACUUCACCCAGGAGUACCGCAAAGCAGCCCAGCCGCAACCUCCUGAACUCUUCCUGAAAAGAAUGAAGGUGAGUGACGGGUCAGCUCCUUCGACAGGCUCCCACUGGGAAGAAGGCAAAUGAAAGCCUUCAUCCUUACCAGACCUCCUAUCUGGUUGUUAAUAGGGACAAAUGGAAUGAAAGGGCCGUAUGGGCGUGCUGUGACUAAUCUCAAUUUGCACAGAGGAAGGCAUGAAACGUACUGGAAGUAGGCCUCAGUGCAUUGCCGUGGUUAAGAUCUGGGAGAGAAAGUUCUCAUCUCAAGUUCAGGUAUUUAACUCUUUGACCACAAAUCUUCAGGCUUUUCAUACCUGAGACCCACCUUCAACCUGUGGCUACCCUUUUUUAAAAAAAUAAUAAUUUUAAAAAACCUAUUUAUUUUCCAACUGUACACAGCAUUCCAAAUGCGGUCACGCCAUGUAGCAGCAUUACAAUAUUGGCAGUUUUAUUUUCUCAACAGCCCAUCUGGCUGUUAAGCAGGAAGUUGGUGGUUCAAGCCCACCCAGGGAUGGCUGUGGGCAGGAUCCGUGCAUUGCAGGGGGUUGGACUAAAUGACCCUCAGGGUCCAUUCUGUUGUAAACAAAAUCUGCCCUUCUUCCCUUAUGGGGUAUCCAAGAGCCCAUACAGAGUCCUUAAGUGGGUUCCCGAUCCGUAGGAGAAAAUAACAGAGGCCAACCAGAGAAUAUUGAGAAGCAAAGCAGAUAGUAAGCCUGAUUUUUAUUAAAGCUGUUGCAACAGGGUGCUCCCCUCACACGCAGGAGAACAGAGGAGGACCCAGAAAAAAGGGGUGCCUGCCCUUAUAUAGACAUUUUAAAUUCCCUGCCCUGGAGCUCAAGACCACCCCUCCAUACAUCAUACAUACAUCACAGAAGGGGUGUAACCCAAGACCACACCCCACAAACAUCAUACCUACAUCACAGAAAAAGCAGUCUGCAACAGAAAUUUGAAUGUUGUUGUUUUUCCUGUCUGCCAGGUUAUCUGAUAAUGCCUUAUCUGAUUGCCUUUAUUGGUAGUCUGGCCAUUCCUUUGAGAUGGUGAUUACCCAAUUCCUGAGACAAUGGGAAGGUUCCUCCCCCCUCCCCCUUGCAGAGAAAACAUUUGGUCAGUUUGGGAGUCAAAAUGGUUUCAGGACGGUCUUCCUGUGCUGCUCCAGACAUGUGGCCCACAUAUCUAUGUACAGUGGUACCUUGGGUUAAGUACUUAAUUUGUUCCGGAGGUCCGUUCUUAACCUGAAACUGUUCUUAACCUAAAGCACCACUUUAGCUAAUGGGGCCUCCUGCUGCCGCCGCGCCGCCGGAGCCCGAUUUCUGUUCUUAUCCUGAAGCAAAGUUCUUAACUUGAGGUACUAUUUCUGGGUUAGCGGAGUCUGUAACCUGAAGCGUAUGUAACCUGAAGCGUAUGUAACCCGAGGUACCACUGUACGUGCUUGGCUGGCACAUUUAUGAACAUUUAUUAUAUAUAUAAGACCUUAAAUUUUUAUUUACACUUCCAGCUAUACGAUUCUAUGAUAUUCAGUUCCCUUCCUAGUGAUCGCUACCAUGGAAUGUGCCUUUUCCUCCACACACUGAGUCAAGAUCUUCCUGCAUCACAACCCCAAGGUCUCAUUUCUGAUCAGUCAACUCAUGAGUGUAUACUGUAUAUGAACAUGCUUCACUUUUACACUCGUUUACACUGGAUUGCAUUUGCCAUUUUACCACCCAGUUUAGAAAGGAGCUUGUCCCAAACUGCCGAUUUUAUCCCAUUUGACCCUUCGCUGACGUGGAAUUAAUUUGAGCUAGAACAGCAGGCAGGCUCCUGAAUCCCUGGUGCUUGAUUUUUCUGCAUAGUGUUGCAAGAAUAUGUCUUCCUGUAAAGCAUAAUAUGUCAUGCUGUAAAGUAAAAUGCUUUUCUGAUCGGAAAAAUCUAUUUAGGAAGAUGUGGUUAUAUUUUUGUGCUUCCAUUACGAUCAGUUUUAGGAGGUUGUGAAUAUCGCACUGUUAGGACUUAUGCUAGAUGCUGCUUAAAGCUUUAAUAACUAAAAUGCAGCUAAUUGUUUGUUAAUUAUCUUCUUGCUGUUUUUAAUAGCUGCCUUGAGCGCUUUUCUAGUGAAAGAUGGAUAUAAAUUUCUCAAAUAAAACAAAAAUGAAAGGUAAAGCAAAUUCCGUGCGCCCAAGGUUACAUUAGUGGAAAUUCUUCUCUAUCCUCUGUUUACUGAGUAAAGGAGUAAAGGUAAAGGGACCCCUGACCAUUAGCUCCAAUCACGGACGACUCUGGGUUGCGCCGCUCAUCUUCCGGGUCAUGUGGCCAGCAUGACUAAGCCGCUUCUGGCGAACCAGAGCAGCACACGGAAACACGUUUACCUUCCUGCUGGAGUGGUACCUAUUUAUCUACUUGCACUUUGACGUGCUUUUGAACUGCUAGGUUGGCAGGAGCAGGGACCGAGCAACGGGAGCUCACCCCGUUGCAGGGAUUCGAACUCCCAACCUUCUGAUCGGCAAGCCCUAGGCUCUGUGGUUUAACCCACAGCGCCACCCACUUUGUACUCAUCCUAAUUUGCUUGCGAGGAGGUUAAGAUGGCAUUGGCUCAAGCAGCCUUCCAGUCCAAUAUUUUGGGGAAACAGGUUUGUAGCGCAAAACCUCCCAGUCAGCUAUAAUUUUGGAACCUGAAUUUGCAGAUACAUGACCCGAGAACAGCUACAGUCUGGAAGAACCCUCUUGUCUCCUGCUCAUGAGAGGGAUCCAUUGUCGGUAGUUUCUUUCCUGCCUUUCGGAGGACCAGGUUGUCCUUUGUUAUUGUGGUAUGGAAGUGCCAGCCCUCCUCUUUAUUAAAUCUAUCUGCUGGGAUUUCGGGUAGCAGCUAAGCUCUCUUUAAUUGCUUUGCGAUAUCUCGAGCGGCAUGUUGUGGAUUAGGCUCCUCCUGCCCCCACAUCCUGGCACUGACAGCCGGAGACUUGGCAUCUGUCCCCAUUAAGCGAGGAAGACAGCUGCCUCUUAAUUCUCUUCUGGGAACCCACAGCAGUUUUGACAACAGGUAAAGCCACGGCUGCUUCUCGUCCUCUGCGCCACUGCGCCUGGAGUCCUGUCACCUCGCAGCACUGCAGAGGCAGGAAACGGAGCAUCGUGUUGUGACAAGGGGCUUAGCUCAUGUGACUCUGCAUCUGUGCUGCUUGGAUAAUCUCUUUCUCUGAUCCUUUCGGUUUGCAAGGGAGAACUCCCACUGCUGAUUCCCAAGCCCAAGCGCUCGUCCUCAGCUUAUUUCAUGGAGGGGAGAAAUGAUAUAGCUCAGUAUUUUAUCUGUGGGAGAUCUAAUCAGGGUGAUCGGAUGCAAAGGCAGGGGCUUGCGUUCGCUUAAUAGUUCUGCCUGUUUGAGCAGGCACUUGUUUUCUGACCCCUGCAGCAUUUUGGGAUUACAAACUGUACCUGUUGAAAAUCCCUCACCGGCAAUAUUUUAUUACAGUUACAAAAUCCCUGACAGCUUGUGGGCUGGAUAUAACCCCCAAAGCACUUUAUCUGGUCUCUAGUUACCCCGUACUACAUGUUAAUUAUGUUGUGGCAAAGUGUUUGCUAGCAGUUUCACCGGUACGGAAAAUAUUGUUUUCAAAAGCUGUAAGAAACCAGAGGCGGAGUCUCUCUCUGGGUUUCAAAGCCCAUGCUGAUCGAGAGGGUCAACUUUAUUUAUAAAGCCUCAGCAACAAUGAAGACUUGGCAAAACGCCUCUCCUACCCAACCUUGAAAUUACAGGGUGGCUUUAGAGAAUAUAGAAGCAAAGGGUCAUAAUUCAGUGGCAGAGGUACAUGCCUUGCAUGCAGAUAAUCCCAGGCUCCAUCUCCUCCGAAUAAAAAGGUAGCAGGUUUAGAAACAACUUCUAUACGAGGACCAAACUAGAUGUGAUAUUUAUCAUAUGGUUGCCCUGGUGCACUUGAUCUUUAAAAAAUUAAAAUAAAUUGCUGGUACAGCCCAUCCUCGCAAGCCGGAUCAGGACUAUACUGUGUGUGGAGGGGGCCUUAAACCCUUUUCCUCUGCCUUGUUCCCAAUGAGAAUCCACAUAACCCCAUGAGCCCAGGAAGGCGAAGCAAGGCCAGGGAGAGUUUCACAGGAAAGGAUGAGAAGUUGCUUGUGGAUCCAGGGGAGAACAGAAAGAUAGUAUUGGGGGGAUACAGGCAAGGGAAUCACAAUGUCAGAGCGACGAAAACAGGGAUUCAUUUUAGCAGCAGUCCUGGGUAGAUUGAGCAGGCAAAGGUGAGCUAUCGGAAGGCCAGAGAAAAGAUUAUUGCAGACUGUAAUUGUUAUGUACUGAAGUUCUCACCCUGGGCCAGCAGGGGAAAACUGUAGAUAGUUUUCACUCAGGUCCACAUAUGCAAAUAAGGGAUUGAAAGUGACGUUCAGUGAUUGGAUAGUUACAGAACAUGGUUACUGUUGCGUUCUAGUCUAUAUAAGCAGGCUGACUGAACCCUUCAGUUCAGUUCUGUUCUGGCCUUUGAAUAAACAAGAGCUGUUUGUAGAAUCGCUGUGUUGUCUGAUAUGUUCACCCACAACUUAACAGUAAUCACUGGGGGAGAUUAACAGGAGCACGUACCAGAUGUUGCAUCUUCAGUGGUGCAGAACAGGCUAUGCUGGCUCCAAAUAUGAUAGGGCCAAGGAGUGUAAUAGCCCUUGGGGUGUGGUUAGUAUGGGUGUGAGCUCACCUACUAGGUUCGCCAUCUGCGCCUUGUCUCUGCUUUCUAGGCAGCAAUAUACAAGACACCCAGGUACUAGGAUUAGUGAUAUCGCCCAAAAGCGGUUUGAAGUCCAUAUCAUGAUAUCAGUUCCAUAGGUUUUUGCGAAUCAUGAGAAUCAUGAUGUGUAUUAGAGCUGGGCAAUAUAUUGUCCCAAACCAGUUUGAAGUUCAUAUCGUGAUAUUGGUUUCAUAAUUUUUGACCCGGCAAUACAUUGCAGAUCAUUACGUGUGUGGGUGCUGUGCAAAAAAUCACAAUGGGGGGAAAACCGUGAAGCCGGCCAAUGCCUGUACAUAGCUCCAUCCUUAUUUCAGACAUUGUGAUAUAUUGGUGUAUCACGAUGCUGAGCUGGUGAUAUAUCGCGAUGUUGAAAAACCAGAUCCAGCCCAGCCCUACCAGGUACCACACAAGAGGGUUAUUUAUUGCUGUCAUUCAUGAGAAGACAUUUGCUUCUGAAGAACCACAUGGGGCAGCCUCCAGUCCAAGGCCUGCACUAGGAGAGAGACCCUUCCUCCAAAAAGAAACUAAAAUUUGUAGCCAGUAUAAUGUACAGGCACCUAUACACACUGUACUUCACAGUGAGGGGCUAGCUAGUACCUUAUACACUAGCUUUCAGCAUGAUUCGGAAAGACAUGGAGCAUCAGCGAGGUAUAGGCAGUGCAUUACAAAAUGCAGGAGAGCAAUUCUGGCUUCAGCUUGUAAAACAGAGAAAUUCCCUCUAGCCGGACUGACUGAGAUUAGUUGUGAGGGAGAAUUUGCUCUAAAAGAGCCAGCACCUCACAAACACUUUUAGGCAGCAUAUAAAUGUCGGCUUAUAACAAUCAGAGACCUGUAGCAAAAUAUGUGUUUGGCUAUUUCGAUAGGAUAAAUACAACCUGUGCAUCUUCAGCUCCUUGGCUUGACCGCCCUGUUGGCUCCUAGGGAUGCACAGGGAUGCCAGCUAAGGCAACAGAAUAAGCUCCUGGAUGAUGCAAAACUGAUCUCCAGCUGCCAACUUGCAAGAGCUUUUCAGACAUCAGUGAAUGGCACAAUUGACUCCCUUAGAAUGAUUCCUCCUGAUGAAAUUCAUCUGCUAACAAAGCAUCCCUUGAAGCUGACAUCUGCACAGAGAACACAAGAGCACCUCCCAUUUUGUCAUAGGCUGGGGAGCUCUGGAUUCAAGAGAGGAAAGGGUCUUAGCCCAGUGCUUUGCAGGAUAAGGCCCCACAGGUGUACACUCUGAUAAUGUGGGUGGGCAAGAGCACUCCUCAUGAGACACAGAGCAGGUACAGAGUGACAAACACACCACAGCACCUGAAGCCCUGCCAUCGGUCAGCCGGGGUGGAAAAAGGGAGCGAUUUUGUUUAUUCUAUUGCUGUGCCAGCCUGAGAGGCCCUUGGGUGGCCUGUUCAGCUCUGCUUCCCACAAAGACCAAAGUGUCUGGUACUCCCAUCUCUAGAUGCCCCAGUUACAGGUUCCCUGCUGCUUACCACCAGAGAGAGGAUCGCCAGUGAUAGUUCACUCCCCACUUGAGUAGAGGUUGGACCUUCUGCGAGGACCGCAAGCCUAAGACUAGGCCUUGUAUGCCUAGGAAUAGAACAGUGUGUUUUCUUUUGUUUUUCAUUACAUUUUAUUUUGAAAAUAAAUACAGUGAAAUCACUAAUUAAGAGAAAAGGGGGGAAUCAAACUCACUAAUUCCUGGUUUUUUUUUUGUAUAUCAACAUGGGUGGGCUUAUGAGAUAGAGUGAAAACAAAAAGGCUGUGUAGAGACUCACUGGUUGUUACUGACAGUUGUGGGUAUUUGGAUAAGUUAUGUAUCUAUGAGUCAUUUCUUGUUUCUGGAUGGAAGCUGUGGAACAGGCAACUGACGCUUUUAUUCUUCACUCUCUACCAGUCCUGAGCAGCAGAAAUAUACGUACCAAAUGCAGCACACCAAGCAAAAGGCAUAGCCAAUUGGCUGCUGCUAGGGUGGAACAGUUGUGGAACAAUCAAUUGACCCUUUUUAGAUCCAAGGGGCUUGGCCUUAUAGAAAGAAUCCUAGAGGCUUCAACGUAGGAUAGACUGAAGCCCAAAUUCCAGUUUCCUUGGCCAAGACAUUGCUGUUUACCUGAAUGCAUACUGGAAGGUACUCUGUACAAUAAAAAACACACACACAUGCAAUAUUUAUUCUAUUUUACCACCUUUGUAUCAAACCCUUCUGUAAAGGAUUUCAGGGAUUUUCUUUUGUGCAGAGAUUUACCCAAUUUUCUCCUCACAACAAUUCUGUGAGGUACAAAAUGGUAAGAAAGCGUGACUGGCUGAAGGUAGUUCAGCAAGCUUCGUGAAUUGUGACUGAGUGGGGGUUCCAUUCCAAGUCUUCCCCAGUCUGCCCAGUAUGGUAUGUACUGGAUAGGGAUAGCUUGACCACACUUGUCCAUGCAUUAGUAACAUCAUGGUUGGAUUAGUAAGAUCAUGUUAGUAACAUGAUUAGUAACAUCAUGGUUGGAUUAGUAACAUCAUGGUUGGAUGUGGGGCUAUCCUUGAGGUUGGUCCGGAGGCUGAGCUACUGCAAGGUAAAGGAUCCCUGAAUGGUUAAGUCCAGUGACCAGGCUGCUUGUGGGGCAAACUACUGCCAGUAUAUAAUACAGUGGUACCUCGGGUUAAGAACUUAAUUCAUUCUGGACGUCCGUUCUUAACCUGAAACUGUUCUUAACCCGAGGUACCACUUUAGCUAAUGGGGCCUCCCGCUGCUGCCGCACCGCUACCAUGUGAUUUCUGUUCUCAUCCUGAAGCAAAGUUCUUAACCCGAGGUACUAUUUCUGGGUUAGCGGAGUCUGUAACCUGAAGUGUCUGUAACCUGAGGUACCACUGUACGUUGUUUGUAGGAUUUUCACCAACUGCGAAUCUGCCACCCAUAAGGCCCUAUAUUAUCUCAGGACCAGGUUGUGGAGAAGCGAGGAUGCUCAGGAGAGCCUUUCACACUGACUUGCUUGCCCAGCUGCAGCUCAGCAGCUCUGCAGGGCUGCCAGUUGAGUCUUAAUCUAAGGUAGUUGCUGCCAUUAUCCUCCCACUUAUUUCUUGCAGCCAAGGUGCACCUGGGGCGCACCAAAAUUUUGUUGUUUUUCUUAAGGCUUCAAGCCAGUACAGCUGCACUCAUUGGCUCAACCUACACACAAACUUGCUGGGGAAAGCAAGGCUAGCUUCUAGCUGCCUUUGCCCAACCCAAUAUCAAAGCAGCUUGCUCAUUACCCUGGUAGUUCCCCUCCCUAACUUCCCAAAGCCCAGGAACUCUGAGAUCAACUCACCCAGUGUUUCACAAGCAGUUCCCUUACACGUUACUCAGUGUGUAAAGGCAGCCCACAUUUCACAAGUCUUUCCCAGAUCUCAUAAAAAAAAUGGGUUGGUCUCUUACAACUCUGAUCUAAACAGUAGCCUGGAUUCCAGAAUCCCGAGGCUUGCAAUUGCAGAGUUUUAUGGCCUAGUUGUGAAACUUUACUAGAAAGAAAAGGUAGGGGGGAAGCAGGCAGAGGGUGAAAACAGAAUACAAAGCAAACCAGAACACUGUGGCUCUAAAACUGGGCUAAUCCUACCCUACCGACUACAGCAGCUUUUCUCAGCCUUGGGUUCCCAGUCGUCUUGAACUACAGCACCCGAAAUCCAUAGCUUCCCAGUACGAAUCCCUCUCCUUUGGGCCAAAUUUGCCCUCACCUGGUGUUUGAAAGCAGAUCCCAUCUUUACCCCACUGGUACAACUGCAGGGUGUGGCGUCUGGCAGGGAGCCGUGGGCUAAUCUCUGCUUGUGCCCUUUUCCAGGAAACCCCUUCAAAGCACAUAUUCUCUAAGCACGACAACAGGCACGCCUUCCCAGGAUCAGCUACAUAUUUUGAGAACGUGAGUGUGAUUGGUUUCGGGGGGGCAGAGGUGUGGGGGCGGGGAAGGUUUUUUGGCCCUUUUCCUCUUAUGCAGCAAUAGAGCCGGUAGAGAAGUUAAUCAGAGGAGUGCUUGAUUAGAGACACCGGUUUCAUUCCUAAUGUGAUUAGCUCUCCCUUGGCAGGCUCCAGGGCUCCCUCAGGAACUGAUGACACCAACCGGCUGCCUCUGCAAAAGCACUAGUUAAGUGCUCUUAGCUGCACGAAGUAGCCUGAGGCUUUGCCUUACACGUCUAGUGGGUGCCUGUUACACUCAAGCAUUCAGGGUCAGCUGCCGCAGGGACAGGACAGAGCUGGGCAAGGGUUAGGUUCAGCACUGGAGUGCUCCAUACCGCAUCAGGUCCCUUAACUUUCCCGCCCCGACCUGGCCACAGUGAUCCACGUGACGGUCACCUCCAGGCUUGACUACUGUAAUUCGCUCUACGCGGGGCUGCCCUUGAAGCUGUCCCAGAAACUCCAGCGGGUGCAGAAUGCUGCAGCGAGGCUCCUCACGGGGUCUCUGCCAUGGGAGCAUAUUCACCCAGUGCUUUUCCAGCUGCACUGGCUCCCGGUGGAGUACAGGGUCAGAUUUAAGGUGCUGCUUUUGACCUUUAAAGCCCUUCUUCACGGCCUAGGACCCUCGUACCUACGGAACCGCCUCUCCCGGUAUGCCCCACGGAGGACCUUAAGGUCCAUAAAUAGCAACACCCUAGAGGUCCCAGGCCCUAAGGAAGUCAGAUUAGCCUCAACCAGAGCCAUGGCCUUCUCAACACUGGCUCCAGCCUGGUGGAACGCUCUGUCUCAUGAGACCAGGGCCCUGCGGGAUCUGAUUUCUUUCCGCAGGGCCUGUAAGACAGAGUUGUUCCACCUGGCCUUUGGCUUAGAAUCAGUUUGAUUCCCUCCCCCUUUCUUUUUCCUUUCUCCUCCUGUGAAGAGGCUGCAUCCUAAUGUUUUAAUGUUGUAUUUUAAUCUUGUUUUUUUUAAUUGUAUUUUAAUUAACUUGUUUUUAUUCUUGGUUGUUAGCUGCCCUGAGCCCGGUCUUGGCUGGGGAGGGUGGGGUAUAAAUAAAAAUUAUUAUUAUUAUUAUUAUUAUUAUUAUUAUUAUUAUUAUUAUCAUCAUCCUUUGUUAAGGCAGGUGCGCUCCGUAAGAUUCCUCCCUGGCGUUGGGAGGGAAAGUCGACUAAGCUUGAACUCAAAGGUUAAUAUAGCGAAACUACGUUUUCUGAAACAAUAUGAGAACCAAAGCACAGCCAUCCUUUGAAAUUUGCACAUUCGAAUUUUGCAGCGCAGUUCUCCAGCCAACUAAUGUGUAGGGGGGAAAUGCAUAUAUUCGUGAGAAUAGCAUACAAAAUGCGUUAGGAUAAACUGGUUGCAAAAAUGUGUAUAUUAGUAAAAGAAAAACCCUGCACGGAAUGUGUUUAUCAGGAGAAAUUUGCACCAGAAUGCCAAAUAAUUGCAAUUUGUGGCAUAUUGGCUAACUUGUGGGUUACUAUAUGCAGGAUCAAGUACUGAGGGCAGGAGUUUCAGCGUGGUGUGAAGACAGAUUAAAUUUUUAAAAAGCAAUCGCAGAGUUGUGAACCCUUCUUCAAAACUUUUGUGAGAGACGCCAAGCACUUGAUCAGUCGCAUAUUUUGUCCCUCGAUUCCAAGGUAGUUCAACCGUCACUAGUUUCGAUUAAAUGUGGCAAGGGUUUCCUCCAGUGCCCUUCCCUGCUCUCAGAAUAUCGCACCCGUCUUCCACCCUUGGUAACCUCCUGGCUUCUUCUGGUUCUGCGUUUAAAAUGGUGUGCUAGGUGGCUCCUUUCACAGUGCAGGUGUGAACAGUCUGGUCAUUGUUUCCCGGCAGGGCUUAGGAAGGAGGAGAAUAGAGGGAAGCCUUCCCAACACCAAGAACUUAAUUGACUGGGUUCCCUUGAAGGAGGAGUUAAGACGUGAGAGACCCCUCAUCUCAAGCUACCAGUAUGACUUCCACUCCAGAGAAAAGGUCCCCCAGGUGUUAGUUCAUCACUCCCACAGGCAAGGGCAGCCCCUGCAACGCACUCCCAGCACCACCUACCAGCACACUUACCGGAGCUACUCUUUGUAUGAACCCAUCCUCAGGACAUUCAAGCGUGAGGUGGUGAAAGAUGCUGAGCCCACCAAGCCUGUCUCCAGUGAGCCCACCGCCCCUGUCCCCAGUGAGCCCGCCACCGUUCCAGGCUCGUGUGAGCCCACCGCAACAGAUACCAGCAAGACCCCAGAAGCCUUUGCUCCAGGACCCAUUUAUGUGCGCCCUGGCACCCACAGGCCAACCCGGUGGACUGUCUCAGACUGUUUGCACUGGCACAAUUGCUGA
Messenger RNA from Podarcis lilfordi (Lilford's wall lizard), 19691 nucleotides. The record is from the annotation of a GenBank genome assembly. Lineage: Eukaryota; Metazoa; Chordata; Lepidosauria; Squamata; Lacertidae.